Fulvia fulva is the source of this 4365-nucleotide messenger RNA. RefSeq names its product Response regulator mcs4. The coding region runs from base 1 to 4365 and encodes 1454 amino acids. The transcript has 7 exons. Gene Ontology annotation, biological process: phosphorelay signal transduction system; protein autophosphorylation. Gene Ontology annotation, molecular function: histidine phosphotransfer kinase activity; phosphorelay sensor kinase activity. NCBI's taxonomy places the organism in Eukaryota, Fungi, Ascomycota, Dothideomycetes, Mycosphaerellales, Mycosphaerellaceae. The record is from RefSeq and is a predicted model, not a curated record.
AUGCGCUCACGACGAGGCUCAUUCGUGGAUACUGGUGAUCAAUACACCGAACCUAACGAUGUCGGUGAAAAAAGAGCCCGUGAACUAUAUCAGUACUACAGGCCUCAGAAAGAAGCCAAGAAUGAAGUCAUUUUCCUCCCCUACCCGGCCACUGUUCUACAAGCACAUGCGCAACUGGCUGCCUACCGCCUUGAUGUGCAACGCGCCUUCGUAGCCCUGGUCGACAAAACCAGCUCCUACUUCGUUGCCGAAGCCACGAAGACACUGGAUCUCGAAGACAAUAGCAGAUCUGAAGCAAUGGAUGAUGGCGAUCCUCGUGAAGAGAGAGGACAGCAUAUUCCAGCACAUUUGGAAAUCCUGGACAUGACGAAGGAUGAUCGCUGGAAAGACAGCAACUUUGUGACUUCUCAACCAUACUUCCGCUACUACUGUGGCCUGCCGCUACGCACCGACAACGACAUCAAAAUUGGAGCUCUCUUUUUGCUCGAUACACGGCCGCGCGAAUCGACAAGCCUAGCUCGACUCAAAGUACUGAACACCAUCGCGCACAACAUCAUGGUACAUAUGCGGACUGUCAAAGAGUCGCAUGAGAAACAGCGUGCCGUUCAUAUGAAUAUGUGCAUGGCGGACUUCAUCAAUCCCGAGCACCGUUUCCGCAGUCGGCAGCUACAUCCACCGGGAAGGUCUGACUCGCGGGACGCCCAUCAAAGUGCUCCUCAAAGUCCGGCCCAGCUCUUGGAUACCUCUCCAUCGCAUCAUAUGCCGAAUGGGGAUUACUUCCACGAGGAUGAAGAGUCCGAAGGCAAUAAUGCUUCGCAGAGCAUCGCAGAAGACGCGUUCCAUACAGAUCAACAUGCACAGGCUCCUUCGAGCACAGAGGAUGCCAGAAGCAAUGGGGCCUCGGCCGCCGGUGUGUCGACACACACACGUAGCAGCAACAAGAAGUCCACUGAGCCUGCCGAUGACAACGAGAUGCAUGACGCUCUUCCUAAUGACGCUCUUCCUAAUGACGCUCCUGGCGCACAGACUGCUCGGAGUGUACCUGAAGGGGAUGAUGAGGCUGCGGAGGAAGCACCGAAUCCAGAAGAUUCGCAGACAAGCAUCCAAGGACCUUUUAGAGCCGAUGCACAAGACUCUGGACACGAUGCAUCGCUACCAGUGCCGGUCAACGAGCUGAGGGACUCGAACAGUGAGCAAAGUCAGGUCACGAGUCCAGGUACCGACUCUCCCCGGGGUCGGAUGGUGCAGCGAUCUGCAACUGAAACAUCCUCUGUUAGCCCGCCACCCAAGAAGAAUAUCACCGAAGCGGAUCACCAGCGGGUGUUCGAUCGCGCUGCAUACUUACUUCGUCAGGCUUUGGACUUAGAGAAAGCCGGCGGAGGCGGUGUUGUUCUGCUUGAUACAAACGCUCUCGCGGACAGCACUGAUCCAGCGAUGAGAAGGCAGCCAUCACAACACGACGAGAAGGGCGAUUUGUCGAGGCCUCCUUCCUCUGACAUGCUCACACCCAGUGGGCAACCCACGACUGCGCGUCAGACCAAGACAGCUUACAGUGGAACGAUACGGGAGAGAGUCGUGCUAGCUGCUGCAUCGAUUCAGCCAUCAGGAGAAAGUCCGCCCCAGAAUUUCGGACGGGCAGACCCAACUUGGAAAGUCACAUUGUCGCCUCCCGAGCUUGCCAGAAUGUGCAGAAAGCAUCCAAGGGGCAAGCUGUUCAAUCUGCCAGAGAACGUCGGCACGUCUCUUUUCGACUGGGAGGGUUGCCCUGUCACGGGGAGUCUCUCGUCUAAGCUCUAUGAGUUGGUUCUUCUGCGUCGACAGUUCCCGGAUGCCAAGCAGGUGAUAUUCGUCCCGAUGUUCCACGCCAAGCUGAACCGCUGGACGUCUUGUCUCGCUUAUACCAACUCACGGAUGCGGAUAUUCUCGUACGAAAUGGAUGACCUACCAAUACUCUCGUUUUGCAAUUCGAUCAGAGCAGAAAUCGUUCGGCUAGCCACUGUCUUUGCUGAUCAGCAAAAGAGCGACUUCAUCGGAUCUGUGUCGCACGAGUUACGAAGCCCCCUUCAUGGCAUACUCGCGUCCAUCGAGUUUCUGCAGGACACCGAGUGCGACGCUUUCCAGAAAUCAUGUGUGGACACGAUGGAUGCUUGCGCACACACUCUGCUUGAUACAGUCGCAAUGGUCCUGGACUACAGCAAAGUCAACACUAUGAAGCGCAAAAAAUCGGACGAUUCAUUGUCACAAGACUCUGAUCGGCAAGAGCCAAAGAUGCCGACCACCACGAGCUUGAAGAGCGAGCCAUUGUUCGCGACCGAUCAAGAGUGUGAUAUCGCUUUGAUCACUGAGGAGGUCAUUGACGGGCUGGCCACCGGUCAUCUGGCAAGACAUCGUACCAAUGCAGGCUUUGAUGAAGCCCCACAAAACUUCAAUAGCAGCAUACAUGACAGCCUGCGGCCAGAGUUGCGACGUGUCAUGAACGCAAUACGUGUUGAGGUCGAGCUAGUGCUAGACAUCCAAGGACCUUCGAAGUGGACUUUUGCCACACAACCUGGAGCUGUACGACGCAUUGUCAUGAACAUUUUUGGCAAUGCCCUCAAGUAUACGAAGCAUGGACACAUAAACGUCUCCCUUCGCUUCGUCAGCCAACAAGGCUCGCAACAUGGGGACCAGACCGUGAAGUUCGACCAGCGAGACAAGCCAACAAACGUAAAGCUCACAGUCACCGACACUGGGCAAGGUAUCUCACCAGAACAUCUGCGCACGAAGAUCUUCACUCCUUUUGCGCAAGAAAAUGCCAAGUCCGCUGGUACCGGUCUCGGGCUCAGUAUCGUCAGGAACAUAGUCAACAUGCUCCAGGGUGAGAUUGACAUCAAGUCGAUCGUCAAUGUUGGGACCAUGGUGAUCGUUACAUUGCCUAUGAAGAAAGCGAACCCCGAUAAGGCAGCCCGGGCACCACCACCAGCAUUAAUUGCAGGACAACCAGCCUCGUAUUUACAAGUCAAGGAUCCCAGCAUGUCGGCUUUACAAACCUUGCAGAAUCCGCCACAGGUCGCUAUUUACGAGCCCGCAAUGGAACAUGACAGCUUUGGACAGUCGCAAGGUGCCGUGGCCGUGCAUGCGGCGCUUGUCCAGUACUUAACCGGGUGGUUCGGCUUUCCGACUCUGCAAACAUGGGACUUCGAUCUGCCAGCACAGGUCCUCGUUGUGGACGAAAUACACCUGCCGACACUGCUCGCCCGACGACCGCAAUUUCUAGAAACUCUGUCUCGGCAAAGUUUGAUCAUUCUGUGCGCGAAUGUCGCUCGUCAGGCUGUAUUAGCCAAAGACAUUCAGAGUACGAGGGUCGAGUUCGUUUCAAAGCCAUUCGGCCCCUUCAAACUGGCAAGAGCUCUGCACAGAGCCCUGGAGAAAGCUGCAACGACGUCCACAAAAGUCAGAAAUGUCGUCCUGGGAGUGGAUGAUGCUGGCACGUCAGCUCUCGGGUUAGCUAAUGCUUCACCUGACGAACAGAAAGCACUGCAACCCGGAAUCGUCUCACCAUUGGAGUGUCGUCCGAGUGCUGCAUCAAGCCCAGCACAAUCACCUGGGACACCUGUCGAAGAGAUCAGACGUGAUGGUUUUCCAUUCACUGCCAAGCAGACUCCGCCGCCUGUUUCGCCUCGCCCUGGAGUGCACGAGGUAGACCCAGAGGCUAGCUCUGUCGGGCGACGGCAAAUUUUGCCCAGCUCGCUAAAACCACCCCCACGAAUCUCAUGUCUACGCGCAAAUACCGAGAUCACCACAGUUCCUCGGCCUUUACCAACACCUAUCCCGGAGAAACCAGCAUCAUCCGAUGAUCUUACGCUGGUCCCCGGGCCGAGCUCAGCGCUUGUUCCUUUCUCUAUCUGGAACACACCAGAUACACCGCAGACCAGAAGACCUCGCCUACUCCUCGUCGAUGACAACAGACUCAAUCUGUCUCUCCUUCACACCUUUGUGAAGAAGCGUGGGUUUCUCGAGGGCUUUGCUCGUACAGCAGAGGACGGCGCUCAGGCGGUCCAAAGCUUCGAAGGCAACGACCCCGACAUCAUGUUCAUGGACUUAUCCAUGCCUGUCAUGGAUGGACCGGAAGCAACUCGCAACAUUCGCAGUAUCGAGGGACUGAGGCGCACCGGGAGUGAUCGUGAUAAACUGGCGGCCGGAAAAAAUGUUCUCGCGAAGAAUAAGCAACCGGCGCUCGUAGUUGCCAUCACCGGCAAUGCGAAGAGCAGCGAUCAGACUGAGGCGUUCGACGCUGGACUUGACGUGUAUAUGACGAGACCCGUCAGCUUCAAGGAGGUCGGAAAACUGCUUGCGAAUUGGAGGGAGAGGGCACACCCGGAAUGA